AUGAACGGAGCCUUAGAAGCAGCCAAUAAGAAUAUGAGAAGGAUAUUGAGGAAGAUGACUGAUAAUCAUAAGGGUUGGCACGAGCAGUUGCCCUAUGCCCUAUUGGGGUAUCGUACUACGGCCAGGACUUCAACAAGAGCAACGCCAUACCUGUUAGUCUAUGGAACCGAAGCAAUCAUACCCGCUGAAGUUAAGAUACCUUCCCUGAGAAUCAUUCAGCAAGAAGAAUUAGACGAUGCUGAAUGGGUUCGAGCUCGAUAUGAGCAAUUGGCAGAAUUAGACAAUGUUGAAUGGGUUCGAGCUCGAUAUGAGCAAUUGGCCUUAAUCGAUGAGAAAAGGAUGGUUGCAGUAUGCCACGGGAUGUUGUACCGGCAAAGAAUGGCAAGAGUAUUCAACAAGCGAGUCAGGACUAGACUCCUUCAGAUCGGGCAACUGGUGCUCAAAAGAAUUUUUUCACAUCAAGAGGAAUAUAAAGGGAAGUUUGCUCCCAAUCGGCAAGGGCCUUACAUAAUCCGCAAAGUACUCUCCGGAGGAGUGGUAGUAUUGGCAAAAAUGGACGGUCGAGAGUGGCCGAAGCCGAUCAACUCAGAUGCAAUCAAGCGCUACUAUGCAUGA
Molecule: messenger RNA, 615 nt
Organism: Lycium ferocissimum
Lineage: Eukaryota; Viridiplantae; Streptophyta; Magnoliopsida; Solanales; Solanaceae
Exons: 1
Coding region: 1-615 (204 amino acids)
Molecular function (GO): nucleic acid binding
Source: RefSeq, a predicted model, not a curated record